Amoebophrya sp. A25 is the source of this 1057-nucleotide messenger RNA. The record is from the annotation of a GenBank genome assembly. NCBI's taxonomy places the organism in Eukaryota, Dinophyceae, Syndiniales, Amoebophryaceae.
UGAUGAUUUUGAGAACGCUGAUUGAGGGUGGGGUGCGUCGUGCCGGAUAUAAUCAUGUUAGGGCAGAUUACACCUAUUCAUGACGUACUAGUCUUUCUGAAUAGGUCAAAGUACGUCCAGAGAUGUUUUAUUCACAAGUAAGUUGGACUUUUUAUAAUAGAGUAAGGCCAAUAACGGGUUUCGAGUUGCUCGAGUUGCCACGAGUUGCUCGAGUUGCCGAAGCGAAGAGCUUCAUUGCUGGAACGAGUUGCCACGAGUUGCCGGGAGGUGUCCGCUCCAUCGAAAUGGAGCGAAGCAGGGCGGCGCGAGCACAAACCCAGCUGGUCGAAGUGGCGAAGUGUGAGGGCGUGCUGCGUUUGUUGUUGCUCAUGAAAGGGGCAAUCGGGUGCGAAGGGCUCCUGGGCCCUUAUGCCUUUUUUUCUGUAGCUUGCCAGCGCGCGCUUGUUAAAGCACAACCAAGGGGGCGAAAGGCUCUGCCCGUUGUUGUUUUUGUUUGAUGUCAGUGUCGCUGUGGCGUGUGGUGGCGAUCUCUCCCUUUUUUCUUCGGAUGUGUUCCCAAUAAAUCUACUUCGGGGGUGAGAGCGAGUAGCCCCCGUAUACUUUAUAGGGCGGCGCGUCCAGCCUUGCUUGGGGGUGAGUAGACUAGAGAAAGCACCAGCUGGGGGCGGAAGUUGGAAGUGGAUUAUCACACUAGAUGCGUAGUCCUUCUUUAGAUGUCGUGAGUAAUUAGAUGACCAAGCAAGUGGCUGCAAUGAGUCUCGAGCCCGAGACGGUCGCUCGCUCCUGUCUCAAGGGUGCACUGCGAAGAAAAUCAAGGAUCAGAGACGCGGCGCGCAGUGUCGUACGCUCCUGCUAAGGUUUCGCGGAGUCUCAUAAAGCUGCGCCCGAAGGGCGCCGCGCAAAAAAUUAGGGUGGGCAACUCGAGCAACCCGAGCAACCCGAGCAACUCGACCCGAUACGGGUCAAAAAGUGCCUUACUCUAUUAUAAAAAAAUUUGAAGUUUUUCUUUUUGCUACAUGUGGACCACAUGAGCAUGGUACAGAGUAAUGUAGAGUAA